AUGAUCCUUCGACAUCUCCAUCUUCCCGGCGUGGUGCCAUACACAAGUGCCGCCAAAAUCCAAGAUCGCUUAGUCUCGAAGCUGCUGGCCCACAAAGCUUCACCCAAGACCAUCUCACCACCAGAUCCCACCAUUAUAACUGCUCAAUUCCAACCUGUCUAUACUUGCGGCAGAAGGGAAGUAGGCGCUGUGACAGAGGCUCAGAAGCAAUACCUCACCCAACAGACACCGUGGGGAAAGGCCGAAUUCCAUGAAGCCCAGCGAGGUGGACAGACCACAUUUCAUGGACCCGGUCAAUUAGUCGCCUAUCCCAUCAUCGAUCUCAAGCGACAUCAUCUGACUGCACGCUGCUAUGUUCGCCAUCUUGAGAAGACGGUCAUCUCGCUACUCGGGAACGACUACGGCAUUGGAGCCCGCACUACGGAUGACCCGGGCGUAUGGACGGAUGACACGCACAAGAUUUGUGCUGUCGGUGUGCACCUGAGGCGCAACGUGUCGAGUCACGGGAUUGGUUUGAAUGUGAACACAGAGCUCGGCUGGUUAGAUCGCAUUGUUGCGUGUGGAUUGGAGGGAAAGAAAACCACGAGCUUGGAAUGGCAGGGCGUGACUGCUGGCCUGGACGUGGAGUAUGUCGGGAGGUUGUUUAUUCGGCGCUUUUGCGAGGGGCUUGAAGGAGUCGAGGCAGUUCAGAGGAUCAGGGAAACCGAUAUUGACUAA
Molecule: messenger RNA, 717 nt
Organism: Lecanosticta acicola
Lineage: Eukaryota; Fungi; Ascomycota; Dothideomycetes; Mycosphaerellales; Mycosphaerellaceae
Source: the annotation of a GenBank genome assembly